CGUAAGCAAGAUGGCGGCUCCCACGCUCUUCGCUUGCCAUCGCCGGCUUCUUGUGGGCCUGAGGACGACGCUGCCCCGACUUUGGGCCUCUGAGGAGAGCCGGCAGUUCCAUGCAGAAGGGCCGGAACCCCAGCCGCGGGCGAAGCCGGCCAAGAACCUCUUGGCCGACCAGUGCGAGCGGGGUCUGUUCCAGGAGGUGUUCCCGCCUCAGGUCGCUGAGGAGCAGCUCGUUGACCUCCUCGAGGCGGGCCGCCCGCCCGUGGCCGUCUACUGCGGUUUCGACCCGACGGCCGACUCGCUUCACGUCGGGCACCUGCUGACGGUCAUGGGCUUGCUGCACUUCCAGCGCGCGGGCCACGACGUCAUCGCCCUGGUGGGCAGCGCCACGGCGCGCCUGGGCGACCCCAGCGGCCGCACCAAGGAGCGCGAGCUACUGCUCGAGGAGCGCGUCCGCGAGCAUGCGCGGGGGCUGCGCGAGGGGCUCGAGCGGCUGUUCGCCCACCACCGCGAGCUCUUCUGGCCUUCCAGCGGCGCGCGCCUCGGCCGAGCUAUCGUUUUAGACAACGCCAGUUGGCUGCAGCACCAGCCCGUGGUGGACUUCCUGUGCAGCGUGGGCGGCCACCUGCGCAUGGGCACCCUGCUGAGCCGGCAGACCUGCAAGGCCCGCCUCAACAGCCCCGCGGGCAUGGGUCUCACCGAAUUCCUGUAUCCGGUCCUGCAGGCUUACGAUUUCUUGCACUUGCACCUGCAUCACGGCUGUCGCAUCCAGCUGGGUGGCGCGGACCAGAUGGGUAAUAUCAUGUCUGGAUACGAGCUUGUCUCCAAGGUGACAGGUGAAGAUGUGUUUGGAAUAACUGUGCCUCUCAUUACAAGUACUACUGGAAAUAAAUUGGGGAAAUCUGCUGGUAAUGCAGUUUGGCUUAACAGAAAUAAGACCUCUCCAUUUGCAUUAUACCAGUUUUUUGUCAGACAGCCAGAUAAAGUUAUAGAAAGGUAUUUGAAACUUUUCACUUUCCUUCCUCUUCCGGAAAUCAAUCACAUAAUGGAAAUGCAUGCUCAAGAGCCUGAGAAGUGGGGACCACAGAAACGACUUGCUGCUGAAGUAACAAAGCUUGUUCAUGGCAAGGAAGGUCUGGAAGUUGCCAAGAGAUGUACAAGGGCCCUUUAUUACAGUGAUAUUACAGCACUGGAGAAUAUGUCUGAUGAAGAACUAAAGGAACUUUUUACUGAAGCACCAUAUAUUGAAUUGCUGCUAGAACCUGGAACAACAGUGCUCGAUUUGUGUCGCAAAGCUAAUGCUAUUGCAGAUGGGCCAAAGGGGUAUCGUGACAUAACAGUUGGUGCAGUUACUAUAAACCAUGUUGAAGUAAAUAAUCCUGAGGCUGUUCUUAUAAUUGGACAACAUAUACUCAGUAAUGGCUUAUCACUCCUGAGGGUUGGAAAGAGAAACUACUAUAUUGUAAAAUGGCUUCAAUUGUCUCAUGAAGAAUGAACAUAUUAAAGGUUUUCAGGUAUGUUUGGAAAGGCAAACUUAAGUACAUAUGUGGAAUUAUUAACUCCCAAGAAUGGCAGUAUUCUUGUGAUGUGAAUUACUUUUGCUCACUGUGUGAGAUUCGCUUAAGUAUGGUAUUCAGAAGACAGAUGGUAUUUUAUUUCAUACUUCAGUCAUGAAAUAUUUGCAGGCUCAAGCUUGCAAUCUAAUUCUAUUCAAAGAACGUAACUAUUGAAGAUGUCUGUAUAAAUUUACCUGGUCUAUACAUUAAAACAAAACUUCAAAAUUAUUUUGUAUCAAUGUACAAUUCUCUAACUGCUAAUGUAUGUAUAAGAAUAAAGCUUUUAUACUAGGAA
Molecule: messenger RNA, 1848 nt
Organism: Varanus komodoensis (Komodo dragon)
Lineage: Eukaryota; Metazoa; Chordata; Lepidosauria; Squamata; Varanidae
Gene: YARS2
Product: tyrosyl-tRNA synthetase 2
Exons: 5
Coding region: 11-1492 (493 amino acids)
Biological process (GO): tyrosyl-tRNA aminoacylation
Cellular component (GO): cytosol; mitochondrion
Molecular function (GO): tyrosine-tRNA ligase activity; ATP binding; RNA binding
Source: RefSeq, a predicted model, not a curated record